Messenger RNA from Hemiscyllium ocellatum (epaulette shark), 2247 nucleotides. It is a transcript of the gene dnai7, whose product is annotated as dynein axonemal intermediate chain 7. The record is from RefSeq and is a predicted model, not a curated record. The transcript has 14 exons. Gene Ontology annotation, molecular function: microtubule binding; beta-tubulin binding. Bases 73 to 2247 code for a protein of 724 amino acids. NCBI's taxonomy places the organism in Eukaryota, Metazoa, Chordata, Chondrichthyes, Orectolobiformes, Hemiscylliidae. Gene Ontology annotation, cellular component: axoneme.
CCCCUGUGUCCGCAGAUAUAGCGGGCACUGUCUGUCUUUGUUGUAAACCAACUCCUGGAACAAGAAGCCACGAUGUCCUCCAUUAUGAGCUCGGCUAAGGGUCAAAGACUUACCAGAUCUGAAGAAAAACUCCUCAGACAAGAGGAAGAGAGGAAACGCUUGGAAGAGGAGGAAAUAAGGCUGGCAGCUGAACGUGUGGAGCGAGAGAGACUUGAGAAACUGAGACUUGAAGAAGAAGAGAGGGCAAGAAUUGCAGCAGCGGUUAGUAUGCUUUCACUGAGAUGGCAACGUUACAUGCGCUGCGAUGGCACUCCUGAUCCAACAAUACCUCAGGAGAUUAAUACUUUCAUAAACCUUUCAAAGGAGAAUCCAAAUACAGAUAUAAAAACUUUGCUUGAAGGAGGGAGAGUAAUAUUACAGCUUUUGGAUGAAUUGGAAAUGGUAUUACGUGACACUCCACCUGAUGAGUUGCUGGAGGGAAUUUCAGAUCAGUAUCAACAGACCAUUUGGGAUCUUCAGGAACUUCUCUCCAAUAUAAAUGAUAAAGCAACUGAUAUCCUCCUCAAGAAAGCCAUUGAUCUUGUUGACAUUGAGACUGGAAAUAUGCAAGAAGUGGUUACUGAUGAGAACGUCACUCUCUGUUUGUGGGCAAACUUCAACAAAAAUCCCAGGUUUAAAGGCUACGCAUUUGUCAAUUACCAUUUGGAAUUUGAACUCCCUAAACCAUUGGCAAUGAGUGAUAUAGCUGUGCGGAUCUUACAUACGGAUUAUGAUCACAUAUCUUGCCACAGCCAUGCAUUUAACGCUCAUCAGAGAGCUUUUAAAACUAAACUUGUUGCAGUUGAAAUUAGGCAGGAUAUACACGAGGAUAUGGAGGUACAGGGAGAGGGAGAGGAAUACCAAACUAUUGAAGAUCAGAAAAUACCUGAAGAACAAAAAAUUCAUGAAGGACAAAAAACGCCUGAAGAGCAACAGGCUCUUGAAAGCAAACAAUCACCUGAUGAAGAAAUAAAGCCUAUUCGACUAGCAAGAUCAAGGAGUGCAAUAAGUAGCGGUUCCAAGGAGGAAAUGGAAUUAAGAAGCAGAUCAUCAAGCAGGGAACGAGUUGUCGAAGAUUUUGAUGCAAAGUUACCAAGUAUAGAACUCGUUUCAGAAAAGGUAUCACUUGAGACCAUCGAUAUGAGUAUUGUUGACUUUAAUCAGUACACACCACUGGGAGGAGUUUAUUAUUUUGACAUUCUGAAGCUGCCACCUCAGCCCAAGUUUGUUAAAGGGUGGAGAAUCGUCCAGCUGAAGGAUACAGGAUUGAUGUCAGCUCCCUAUCCACCAGAGUCAAACAAGGAAGACAGUCCCACCCCAGAUGAAAAGGAAGGUGAAAGCCGUAAUGCACCACCCACAGGAAUCACACUCAAACUCCCUUCAAAAGCAUUGUUCUUUGAACAGCCUAAGCCUGCUCGAUGGGACCAAACAGGUAAACAAUGGAGGACAGAUGGCAUUCACAGCAUCACAUUUGAGCCAGAGGAACAGAUUCUGUCCUUUAAGAUGGACACAUUCAACAUUUUCACUCUGAUCCAGAGAUAUUAUGUCAAUAUGCCUUUCCAAUCUUGGAUACUUAAACCUGUGGCAGAAAAUGAAGCUAUUUUAACUGUCCAUGCUGCCUUUACCAAAGUAGAAAUUCGAAUGAAGGACUUGUGCCAAUUGUGUCCUGUUCCCGUGGAAGAUAAUCUCUCUCACUUAAGAGGAAAGUGGAUGACUGCUUCAACUCUAAUUGUUUCAAUGAUAAAUGCAGGAUUAAACAUUUUUCCCGGAACCGAUUCGGAGAAUUACGUUAAGAUAAAUGAAAAAAACAAGAUGGUGACACAGAACAUAUACAUGGAGAUGGCCCUGGUGAGCUCUGCAAUAGCUUUUAGAUCCAGUAAUUGGAACAUGUACUCCGAGCCUGAAGAAAUAUUGCUUCAGGCUUGUGAAAGUUUGACUGGCGAGAUGAUACCAGAGGACGACUGGUCUCUCUACAUGUUACGCCCAGAGAGGUGUCACCAACUGAAGAUGAAGGAAUCCAGUGAAGAGCUGUCAAAUGAAAUAGCUGAAAAUACUGAUUUUUACUCGAACUUGUACCACAUGAUGAGGGGCUUAGCUAGUGAUGCUGCAAAGGAGAGGAUUCUAAACACUGACCAUCUCUUCCUUGGUUCCGUGCAAGAAAUUCUAGAAGCUACGAAGCUGCUCACACACACAGUGCAGGUCAACUGA